Messenger RNA from Rhizopus microsporus ATCC 52813, 822 nucleotides. RefSeq lists its product as uncharacterized. The coding region runs from base 1 to 822 and encodes 273 amino acids. NCBI's taxonomy places the organism in Eukaryota, Fungi, Mucoromycota, Mucoromycetes, Mucorales, Rhizopodaceae. The record is from RefSeq and is a predicted model, not a curated record. The transcript has a single exon.
AUGAAUCACGAACAAGUCUGGCGAGAACUUUGUAUUAAUGCCUUUAAUAACCAGACAGAAGCAAAUGAUUUUGUGUUGUUUGUAGAAGGAUGUAAGACAGCUACAGAUAACGGUUAUGCUUGGACAACCCAACGACCUGAUUACCAGCAACUACUUUGCAACAUUGGCUGUUCAAAUGGCGCCGAACACACCUUCACAUUACCUUCAGAGACAUUUGCACAAUUGGCGCAAAUCAAACGAGAGGCCCGUACUGAAUGGCACAGACGUCGUCAAGAAGAGUUAAAGACACACCUAAAGAAAACGUUGGCCGAGAUACAUCCACUUUCAGACUUGACUCAAACUCAACGAUUAGCCCUUAUCAAAGAAUUUGUCAAUGCACACAAGACUGAUCUAGGAUCGGUCCCAUUCAUCAGUGGUCUCAGAGGCUUGUUAAAAUACCAACUAGCUCAUAAAGAUCGAUUAGCAGAAUGGUCACUGAGUGAAUAUAUCCUGACUCAAAACAAUGAAGAAGCCAUAGAGGCCUAUGUACGGUUACUCAAGGGCAUACUAUGCAUGCAGCUCGUCUAUCAAGACGAGAUAGAAACGAAUGAGAGCAUAGUAAUCGAUAUAGAAGAACAUCAAGAAACUCUUCUCUGGCGUAUGAAUCCCAACCUUUCAAACGGUGCCAUCCGUGACAUCCUUUACAGCUUACCGUCGUCAUCGGUAGACAACACAAGUUAUAGACUAUCCGAUAUACCUCGACAAAAAGAGCAAAGUGUGUUGGAGUGGAUCAUUCAAUGGUUAACUCACUGUUUGUCUUUUUUACCACAAAUAAAAACAUAG